AUGAAAGGAUACAACACUCGAUCGUCGUCGCGCCGAGCCCAAGACAAGCCCGUAGGUCUGUAUCCUGGUCUCAACGACCUCACUGAUGCUCUGGAAGCCUUACCGCUCGAGACUGUGCGGCAUUUCACUCUUCUGCGAGAAAUCGACGCGAAAUGUACCACGACUACUCCUCUUGUGGCGGAUCUGAUAGCCAAGUUUCUGGCUAUUCCACCGGCGGCCAAGGACGACCCCGAGUGCGCGAAGAAAACGGAAGAACGGGAAAACAUGCUGCUGGAGAUUCGGGGUUUGAUUCGAGAGCUCAUGCCCUGUUUGGAGGAGAAAAUGCACGUGGCUGGGGUGGCGGCCGAAGCGGUGGCACGACACAUUUCGCGUAUUGAUGCCGAUUAUGAGCUAAUUACUUCACGUGAGAUCCCCCAGGUGAUUCAGUACGGAGAGCCUGACCAUCCUGCCAUCAUUGUGGAUGUCAAGCCCUCUGUGGCCGAGCGAAGCGCACAGAGCCAGCGAAGCGAGUCGCGGCGGGAAGCCAUUGCUGCGAAGAAGGCUGCCGCUGCUGCUGCCGCCGAGAAAAGCGGUAAUGGAGGACGAAGAGGCACUCCCAGCAAGGAGGGAGGCAAGGACAGUGGAAAGGAGACUGGCGGCAAGAAGGCGGCAGCCACUAACGGCGCAGCUGCCGUGGGAGCCGGAGCCAAAAAGAAUGGCGAGAAACGAACCGCUACCUCUGCUUCAGUGUCCGAUACCGUGGCUUCUUCUGCCGCUGCUGCUGGAGCCAAGAAACGGAAGACUGCUGCCAAGGCUUCUCCUGCUCCUGGAAACAGAAAAUCGCCUCCAUCGUCAGACGACACACCCGCAGCUUCGGCUACCAGAUCUGCUCGUUUGGUUAACAAAUCGAGAAAGGGGCAGGAGGCUGCUGAGUCUGCCAAGGCCGCGGAGGAAGAGGAGGACGACGGAGAACCGGUCUACUGUUACUGUGAACAGGUGUCCUACGGAGAAAUGGUGGCCUGUGAUGGUCCCCAGUGCACCCGGGAGUGGUUCCAUUUGCCUUGUUUGGGCCUCAGCUCGCCCCCCAAGGGUAACUGGUACUGUGAUGAGUGCAAACAGGGUAGAAAGAGGUAG
Molecule: messenger RNA, 1113 nt
Organism: Yarrowia lipolytica CLIB122
Lineage: Eukaryota; Fungi; Ascomycota; Dipodascomycetes; Dipodascales
Biological process (GO): regulation of DNA-templated transcription
Cellular component (GO): histone acetyltransferase complex; nucleus
Molecular function (GO): histone acetyltransferase activity
Source: RefSeq, a predicted model, not a curated record